AUGCGUCUGUGCGCCGACACGAACGCGCAGGGCCUGCGCUCGGCGCUGUCCCUGAUGACCUCUGCCGAGUACCUGCGGACGGCCGCCGCCGGCCAGCCGGCGCCCUUCCACACUGCACCGUUCCCCUAUCUGAGUGUCUGGUUCGAGCGCGCCGUGUCCGAGUGCGUCUCUCUGCUGGCGCUGCAGCCCUCCGUGGUGCAGCAGCUGCUGUACGGAUACCGCUCCGACGAGGCCUCCUCCAAGGCCCGUCUGGCUGUGGUGAGCCUGUACCUGGCGCGCGGCGGCCGCUCGGCCGGUCAGGCCGACGCCCGCUGCCAUGGCGACAUCGGAUGCCAGCAGGCCGCCAACGCCGUGAUGGAGGCGGCUGUCACUCAGCUGCUGCCAAUCAGCUACCACGCAGCCUCGCUGCGCUGGCUGGAGGCGCUCGAGGCGGCGCCGGCCACCGACGCUGACGCCACCUGGCGCACCGAGAUGAGCUCUGCUCUCGGAGCGCCGGCCGCCGCCGCCACGCCCUCCCAGCUCGACAACACACUUCUACGACGCCGGACGCCACAUCGCGCGCGUGCUGGCCGGCGUGGCUGGCUUCCAGUUGCAUGCUGCCGCCUGCCCCGAGGGCACGCCCAGUGUCUGCCGGACGGCGCCGAGGCUGCCGGAGCUCUGAUCACCGAGUGA
This is a messenger RNA of Amphibalanus amphitrite, 672 nucleotides long. RefSeq lists its product as uncharacterized. The coding region runs from base 1 to 672 and encodes 223 amino acids. The record is from RefSeq and is a predicted model, not a curated record. The transcript is spliced from 5 exons. Lineage: Eukaryota; Metazoa; Arthropoda; Thecostraca; Balanomorpha; Balanidae.